Messenger RNA from Dentiscutata erythropus, 1974 nucleotides. The record is from the annotation of a GenBank genome assembly. Lineage: Eukaryota; Fungi; Glomeromycota; Glomeromycetes; Diversisporales; Gigasporaceae.
AUGCAUAAAUCACCACUCGAUAAUCCAUCCUCAGCAGGCUCAGCUUCGGGUCAAGAACGUCAAAGGAGUAGGCCAAUCAUUAGUGGUCCUCAGAGUUUCCCUCAAAGCCCGGACACAAUAUCACCAUUAAUACCGGGCCCUGGAAUAGUUUAUAAUGCACAUAUACCCAGUCCAAAUAUUCCACCUAGGAUAACACAUAUGACACGUCAUCCUCCUAGCCCAUUCAUGAAGCAUACUCAACAACCUCAAGCAAUUAUGCCAACUUCGGGAAACAUGACAAUGCAAAAUGUAUCAAGUCACCCGAUCAGUUUAACAUCAUCUUCUAGAGGUCCUCAAAAUGGACAGCCAGGAGGAGUAAUGCAACAAUCAGCUACUGCACCUCAAGUAGUUCCUUUAAUGAACAACCCACCAAUAUAUGCUCUCGAGCAUAAUACGGUAACUUAUAGAAAUUUGUCUCCCACUUUAGUCGCUAGACCUCCUAUAGGAAUGAAUAUUAAUACACAACAACAAAAUUUUGAAAGUAAUACAAGUGCACCGUCUAUUCAACAUAAUUUUAAUGCACCGCUUCUUCAUAAUUCUCAACAAAAUGCAUUGAUGUUACCAUCAGCUCGCAUGACAACUUCUACACAUCAAGGUGCACCUUCGAAAUCAAUGUCACAUGCACUUAUACUUCCGGCCGAAUCUCCUCGUAAUAUAAAUGAAACUAAUUCGACACAUGUGCAAACUUCACCUCUUAGUCAAGCAGCAUCACAUACUAAUUCGACACAUGUGCAAACUUCACCUCUUAGUCAAGCAGCAUCACAUUUAUCGAAUCGCAAUAGUUCACGACCUGUUGUAUCUGAUAAUAGUAUUCCAAUUUUGCAACCUGUUCAUCAACAAACACCUACCCACCGCAGCGCUACGAUAUCACCACCUAUGCAGCAUGUUUCUUCGCAUUCAUCACAACAACGCAAUACACAAAAAGCGAAUACACAAACGAUCUCUCAAAAUUCCGUGAAAGCAUCUGCGGUAUCCAAAAGUUCACAUACGACUCCGAGAGCAUCCCAUAGCAAACAAUCUCACAAGACAUCCUUGAAAUAUAGCCAGCAGGAAGCAUCAUAUCAAGAAAACGUGGAAGCAGCUCAAGCUGCUGAUGCAGCGCGAGUUCUUGUCAUGUCAUCAAGACAAAGUAAUAAUAGUAUAAAUGAAGAUUUCCUAAUAAAGGAUCAAGAAAUUGGUUUGACACCACAUAAUAGAGGGCAUAAAAUGAAAAAUAGAGCCGCAGCUUUAGAUAGUGGUGUUAAAUUACGUGCACCAUACGGUUAUCAAGAAGAUUUAGAAUACAUUGAUAUACCUAAUGGUUCGAGACGUCCUAUUAUUUAUCGUAUAUCCUCAACGGAUGCUGAACAGGUUACAGAGUUUGAUGGUGAUUUGCUAGAUAGCCCAUAUAAAGAUAUAAAUGUUAAGGAAAUACUUGAACCGCUAAAAAAGCCAGAAGAUGCAGUAAUAAAGCUACAUUACAAACAUAUUUUUAAAAGCAAUCACCUUAAUUCAUUGGCAAGAGUACUGUGUGAGAAGAUCGAGAAAGAGAAAAUAUUCAACAUGAAAUUAAGUAGACUAAUGUAUGUGCUGCAAGGUGAUGAUGUUAUGCACCAAGAUUUGGAUUUCCGACUUAAUCCACCUCCAGAAACUGUCAGUACACGUGGUGUUAAGGCAGAAGAGGUUGAAGGUGGGUUGGGUUUUGGAGUUCUAAAUGUGGGUUUGCAAGGAAGCGAGAGGAGUAGAGGUAAACUUGCUCAAGAAUCGAAGGACCCAGGAUUAGAAGUAAUGAUGCAAGCUCGUAACGAAUUAACAUCCCUACUUGUGGUCAGUAAUGAGAUAUUGAGGCGUUAUCAAGAAACAUGGGAAGGAUUGAGAAGGGCAAUUCGACGCAGGGAUGAAGUAUACUGUAAGUUGCGUGAAAUUGACGCAUUGCGUCAAAAAGAGGGACAGUAA